ACUCGCUCAACUCUCGGCGCCGCCGCGGCCCCACGCUCCGGGCCCGUCCUCGAGGCGCGCGGCGCGGGGCGCGGGCGCCGGGGCCUGAGGCGGCGGGCGACGCCCGGGGGCCUGACGGCCGGCCCCGCGCCAUGGUGUGAGCGCCGCCGCCCGUGCACGCUCCGUCCGCCCUCCGCGCGGCCCGGCCGGCCGAGAGCCCCGAGCGGCCCGAGAGCGCAGCCGAGCCCGCCGCCGCCGCCCGCGGCCCCGCGAGGAGAGUACCGGGCCGGCCCGGCAGCCGCGCGAGGAGCGCGGUCGGCGGCCUGGUCUGCGGCUGAGAUACACAGAGCGACAGAGACAUUUAUUGUUAUUUGUUUUUUGGUGGCAAAAAGGGAAAAUGGCGAACGACUCCCCUGCAAAAAGUCUGGUGGACAUCGACCUCUCCUCCCUGCGGGAUCCUGCUGGGAUUUUUGAGCUGGUGGAAGUGGUUGGAAAUGGCACCUAUGGACAAGUCUAUAAGGGUCGACAUGUUAAAACGGGUCAGUUGGCAGCCAUCAAAGUUAUGGAUGUCACUGAGGAUGAAGAGGAAGAAAUCAAACUGGAGAUAAAUAUGCUAAAGAAAUACUCUCAUCACAGAAACAUUGCAACAUAUUAUGGUGCUUUCAUCAAAAAGAGCCCUCCAGGACAUGAUGACCAACUCUGGCUUGUUAUGGAGUUCUGUGGGGCUGGGUCCAUUACAGACCUUGUGAAGAACACCAAAGGGAACACACUCAAAGAAGACUGGAUCGCUUACAUCUCCAGAGAAAUCCUGAGGGGACUGGCACAUCUUCACAUUCAUCAUGUGAUUCACCGGGAUAUCAAGGGCCAGAAUGUGUUGCUGACUGAGAAUGCAGAGGUGAAACUUGUUGACUUUGGUGUGAGUGCUCAGCUGGACAGGACUGUGGGGCGGAGAAAUACGUUCAUAGGCACUCCCUACUGGAUGGCUCCUGAGGUCAUCGCCUGUGAUGAGAACCCAGAUGCCACCUAUGAUUACAGAAGUGAUCUUUGGUCUUGUGGCAUUACAGCCAUUGAGAUGGCAGAAGGUGCUCCCCCUCUCUGUGACAUGCAUCCAAUGAGAGCACUGUUUCUCAUUCCCAGAAACCCUCCUCCCCGGCUGAAGUCAAAAAAAUGGUCGAAGAAAUUUUUUAGUUUUAUAGAAGGGUGCCUGGUGAAGAAUUACAUGCAGCGGCCCUCUACAGAGCAGCUUUUGAAACAUCCUUUUAUAAGGGAUCAGCCAAAUGAAAGGCAAGUUAGAAUCCAGCUUAAGGAUCAUAUAGAUCGCACCAGGAAGAAGAGAGGCGAGAAAGAUGAAACUGAGUAUGAGUACAGUGGGAGUGAGGAAGAAGAGGAGGAAGUGCCUGAACAGGAAGGAGAGCCAAGUUCCAUUGUGAACGUGCCUGGUGAGUCUACUCUUCGUCGAGAUUUCCUGAGACUGCAGCAGGAGAACAAGGAACGUUCCGAGGCUCUUCGGAGACAACAGUUACUACAGGAGCAACAGCUCCGGGAGCAGGAAGAAUAUAAAAGGCAACUGCUGGCAGAGAGACAGAAGCGGAUUGAGCAGCAGAAAGAACAGAGGCGACGGCUAGAAGAGCAACAAAGGAGAGAGCGUGAAGCUAGAAGGCAGCAGGAACGUGAACAGCGAAGGAGAGAACAAGAAGAAAAGAGGCGUCUAGAGGAGUUGGAGAGAAGGCGCAAAGAAGAAGAGGAGAGGAGACGGGCAGAAGAAGAAAAGAGGAGAGUUGAAAGAGAACAGGAGUAUAUCAGGCGACAGCUAGAAGAGGAGCAGCGGCACUUGGAAGUCCUUCAGCAGCAGCUGCUCCAGGAGCAGGCCAUGUUACUGGAGUGCCGAUGGCGGGAGAUGGAGGAGCACCGGCAGGCAGAGAGGCUCCAGAGGCAGUUGCAACAAGAACAAGCAUAUCUCCUGUCUCUACAGCAUGACCAUAGGAGGCCGCACCCGCAGCACUCGCAGCAGCCGCCACCACCGCAGCAGGAAAGGAGCAAGCCAAGCUUCCAUGCUCCCGAGCCCAAAGCCCACUACGAGCCUGCUGACCGAGCGCGAGAGGUGGAAGAUAGAUUUAGGAAAACUAACCACAGCUCCCCUGAAGCCCAGUCUAAGCAGACAGGCAGAGUAUUGGAGCCACCAGUGCCUUCCCGAUCAGAGUCUUUUUCCAAUGGCAACUCCGAGUCUGUGCAUCCCGCCCUGCAGAGACCAGCGGAGCCACAGGUACAGUGGUCCCACCUGGCAUCUCUCAAGAACAAUGUUUCCCCUGUCUCGCGAUCCCAUUCCUUCAGUGACCCUUCUCCUCCCAAAUUUGCACACCACCAUCUUCGUUCUCAGGACCCAUGUCCACCUUCCCGCAGUGAGGUGCUCAGUCAAAGCUCUGACUCUAAGUCAGAGGCGCCUGACCCUACCCAAAAGGCUUGGUCUAGAUCAGACAGUGACGAGGUGCCUCCAAGGGUUCCUGUGAGAACAACAUCUCGCUCCCCUGUUCUGUCCCGUCGAGAUUCCCCACUGCAGGGCAGUGGGCAGCAGAAUAGCCAGGCAGGACAGAGAAACUCCACCAGCAGUAUUGAGCCCAGGCUUCUGUGGGAGAGAGUGGAGAAGCUGGUGCCCAGACCUGGCAGUGGCAGCUCCUCAGGGUCCAGCAACUCAGGAUCCCAGCCCGGGUCUCACCCUGGGUCUCAGAGUGGCUCCGGGGAACGCUUCAGAGUGAGAUCAUCAUCCAAGUCUGAAGGCUCUCCAUCUCAGCGCCUGGAAAAUGCAGUGAAAAAACCUGAAGAUAAAAAGGAAGUUUUCAGACCCCUCAAGCCUGCUGAUCUGACCGCACUGGCCAAAGAGCUUCGAGCAGUGGAAGAUGUACGGCCACCUCACAAAGUAACGGACUACUCCUCAUCCAGUGAGGAGUCGGGGACGACGGAUGAGGAGGACGACGAUGUGGAGCAGGAAGGGGCUGACGAGUCCACCUCAGGACCAGAGGACACCAGAGCAGCGUCAUCUCUGAAUUUGAGCAAUGGUGAAACGGAAUCUGUGAAAACCAUGAUUGUCCAUGAUGAUGUAGAAAGUGAGCCGGCCAUGACCCCAUCCAAGGAGGGCACUCUAAUCGUCCGCCAGAGUACAGUUGACCAAAAGCGUGCCAGCCAUCAUGAGAGCAAUGGCUUUGCCGGUCGCAUUCACCUCUUGCCAGAUCUCUUACAGCAAAGCCAUUCCUCCUCCACUUCCUCCACCUCCUCCUCCCCAUCCUCCAGCCAGCCGACACCCACCAUGUCCCCACAGACACCCCAGGACAAGCUCACUGCUAAUGAGACUCAGUCCGCUAGUAGCACACUCCAGAAACACAAAUCUUCCUCCUCCUUUACACCUUUUAUAGACCCCAGAUUACUACAGAUUUCUCCAUCUAGCGGAACAACAGUGACUUCUGUGGUGGGAUUUUCCUGUGAUGGGAUGAGACCAGAAGCCAUAAGGCAAGAUCCUACCCGGAAAGGCUCAGUGGUCAAUGUGAAUCCUACCAACACUAGGCCACAGAGUGACACCCCGGAGAUUCGUAAAUACAAGAAGAGGUUUAACUCUGAGAUUCUGUGUGCUGCCUUAUGGGGAGUGAAUUUGCUAGUGGGUACAGAGAGUGGCCUGAUGCUGCUGGACAGAAGUGGCCAAGGGAAGGUCUAUCCUCUGAUCAACCGAAGACGAUUUCAACAAAUGGACGUACUUGAGGGCUUGAAUGUCUUGGUGACAAUAUCUGGCAAAAAGGAUAAGUUACGUGUCUACUAUUUGUCCUGGUUAAGAAAUAAAAUACUUCACAAUGAUCCAGAAGUUGAGAAGAAGCAGGGAUGGACAACCGUAGGGGAUUUGGAAGGAUGUGUACAUUAUAAAGUUGUAAAAUAUGAAAGAAUCAAAUUUCUGGUGAUUGCUUUGAAGAGUUCUGUGGAAGUCUAUGCAUGGGCACCAAAGCCAUAUCACAAAUUUAUGGCCUUUAAGUCAUUUGGAGAAUUGGUACAUAAGCCAUUACUGGUGGAUCUCACUGUUGAGGAAGGCCAGAGGUUGAAAGUGAUCUAUGGAUCCUGUGCUGGAUUCCAUGCUGUUGAUGUGGAUUCAGGAUCAGUCUAUGACAUUUAUCUACCAACACAUAUCCAGUGUAGCAUCAAACCCCAUGCAAUCAUCAUCCUCCCCAAUACAGAUGGAAUGGAGCUUCUGGUGUGCUAUGAAGAUGAGGGGGUUUAUGUAAACACAUAUGGAAGGAUCACCAAGGAUGUAGUUCUACAGUGGGGAGAGAUGCCUACGUCAGUAGCAUAUAUUCGAUCCAAUCAGACAAUGGGCUGGGGAGAGAAGGCCAUAGAGAUCCGAUCUGUGGAAACUGGUCACUUGGAUGGUGUGUUCAUGCACAAAAGGGCUCAAAGACUAAAAUUCUUGUGUGAACGCAAUGACAAGGUGUUCUUUGCCUCUGUUCGGUCUGGUGGCAGCAGUCAGGUUUAUUUCAUGACCUUAGGCAGGACUUCUCUUCUGAGCUGGUAGAAGCAAUGUGAUCCAGGGAUUACUGGCCUCCAGAGUCUUCAAGAUCCUGAGAACUUGGAAUUCCUUGUAACUGGAGCUCGGAGCUGCACCGAGGGCAACCAGGACAGCUGUGUGUGCAGACCUCAUGUGUUGGGUUCUCUCCCCUCCUUCCUGUUCCUCUUAUAUACCAGUUUAUCCCCAUUCUUUUUUUUUUUCUUACUCCAAAAUAAAUCAAGGCUGCAAUGCAGCUGGUGCUGUUCAGAUUCUA
Molecule: messenger RNA, 4772 nt
Organism: Pan troglodytes (chimpanzee)
Lineage: Eukaryota; Metazoa; Chordata; Mammalia; Primates; Hominidae
Gene: MAP4K4
Product: mitogen-activated protein kinase kinase kinase kinase 4
Exons: 32
Coding region: 377-4525 (1382 amino acids)
Biological process (GO): protein phosphorylation
Cellular component (GO): cytosol
Molecular function (GO): protein kinase activity; ATP binding
Source: RefSeq, a predicted model, not a curated record